UGUGUGGUUGCGUGACAGGGAUCUGUUUGUUUGUGUGUGUUGUGUGUGUGUGUGUGUGUGUGUGUGGACCCAGCCCUUGACCACUCCUAUACCCGUUGUCGAGAAACGCCGUAAUCCAGAUGUGCCGCUCUUCUUCCGUUCACACACCCACUGUGGAUUAUUUCGCAAAAAAACCACAGAGUAGCCAGAAGAGCCACCUGUGAAGAGGCCCUCAGCAACCCUCGUCAUCAUGCUGAUCCUUCUCGCUGGCAUCUUUGGCAUUCAUAUCAUAGGCAUCAUCAUCCUCCUGGUGGCCACCAUUGACAAUGCCUGGUGGGUGACUGAAACAAUCUCCACUGAUGUGUGGGCUCGGUGGAUUGAGGUGAACGGGGUGUGGAACCUCACCGAUAUUCCCACAGGUGCACACUACCCACAGGAUUACCUCCAGGCGGUGCAGGCCAGCUCCGUCCUCGCCUGUAUUUUCUCCAUCAUCGGCAUCUUUGUGUUUGUGGCUCAGCUGUUCACCCUGGAGAAAGGACAGAGGUUCACCAUCUCCGGCGCCUUCCAGCUGCUCGCCUGCCUGUGCAUCAUGAUCGCAGCCUCCAUCUACACCGACCGCUUCCACAAGGAGGAGAACUUCGGCUGGUACGGUCACUGCUUCAUCCUGGCGUGGAUCGCGUUCGCCCUCACCUUCAUCUCCUCCAUCAUUUACUUCGUGUUACGUAAGAAGACGGCGUGAGAUGGACACUAGAAGCUAUUCCCGACCCCCCCCCCCCCAAAAAAAAGACCCUUGGCUGGAUCUACCCUCGCUGCUGAAAUGUGAUUUAUUUUUUUGUCACAGAUGUUGUAAUAUUGGACAUCAGAUUUGAGCUGCUAGUGUAUAUUCAGCUCAAGAUAAAGCAGACCUGUUGAUCCCUUCAAAUGCUAUCAUUGUUUAACUGAGUCUGCUGUCAGUGAGAAGCAGGUAAAUAACGGCUGUAUUUGAGACUGUUUUCACCCAGAUUUUGGGCUGGAUUUCUACAGACUAAGACUUUUUUUGUUGUUAACUGAACAGAAUUUGCCUUAAGAUAUAAGACGCCAUGAUAAAUUAAGAUCUGUCACUAUUUCUAGCAGGUUGAAGAGUCAAAUCUGUGGUAGUUUGUUGUUUUUGUACAUUAACAUUGGAUAAAAAGGGGCAAGUUUAUUUUUCUUAUUUAUUUUAUUUGGUCUUACUUAAUUAAAUGUGCCACUAAUUAAACAAAUGUGGUCAAAACAAAUCCAUUCCUCUGUGGCAGAUUCAUGUGUAAUCUAAUGAUAAGACUAUAUAAUGAUAUAGAAGAUCAAAUCUGUACAAUAAUACACCUUUUUUUUGUAAUUAUUUGUGAUUACAGACAGAAAACCGGUUUAAAAAAUGACUUGCAAAACUCUUACACUACAUUAAUGUGUUCCCAGUUAAUACACAAGUAGUUUAUAUUUUUUAUUUUAACCUCUUUUGAAACCCAAAUGAACUAAAAUGAUAUCCAUUCGGGCCUUUUUACAUUAACUCACAUAUUAAACAUAUUUUCCGACUGUUAAUCCAACCAUAUAGGGUCCAAUCUGCUCUGUUUUCCCCAAAUGCAACUGCCUUAAAGCGUGAGAUAUGACGUGGUGUAAAUAUGUUUCCCUUAAUGCUCUGUAUGUCUAAGGCUGUUUUAUUUUUGCUACUGUUAUUGUUCAUCAUCGAUGACAAUAACAAGGAUUUUUACACUAUUAAAACUUGAUUUCCGACCAAUAA
Molecule: messenger RNA, 1732 nt
Organism: Eleginops maclovinus (Patagonian blennie)
Lineage: Eukaryota; Metazoa; Chordata; Actinopteri; Perciformes; Eleginopidae
Product: epithelial membrane protein 2-like
Exons: 5
Coding region: 230-718 (162 amino acids)
Cellular component (GO): plasma membrane
Source: RefSeq, a predicted model, not a curated record